This is a messenger RNA of Malus domestica (apple), 1320 nucleotides long. RefSeq names its product transcription factor JUNGBRUNNEN 1-like. Gene Ontology annotation, biological process: regulation of DNA-templated transcription. Gene Ontology annotation, molecular function: DNA binding. The record is from RefSeq and is a predicted model, not a curated record. Lineage: Eukaryota; Viridiplantae; Streptophyta; Magnoliopsida; Rosales; Rosaceae.
AUCGAAGCUUUCUUAUGCACCAUAUUUCAAACAGUUAAAUCAUCGUUUGAUUCCUGCACUGGGAAAGAGAGAAAAACACACCGCUGAUUAAUUAACUACCGGUCUGUUGAGGUUGAGGAAGAGCUAGAUCGAGCUUGAAGAAGAUCGAUAUAUGGAGAUGGAUAGCACAUAUUAUAGUCCUAGCGAUAAGGAUGAUCACCAGUAUACUGAUGAUGAAGAUGAUGUCCAACUACCAGGAUUUCGGUUUCACCCAACAGAUGAAGAACUUGUAGACUUCUAUCUUCGUCGGAAGAUUCAGAAGAAGCCGAUAAGCUUAGAGCUCAUCAAAUCAAUUGAUAUCUACAAGCAUGAUCCUUGGGAUCUUCCAAAAGCCGCAGGAGAUAAGGAAUGGUACUUCUUCUGCAAAAGAGGGAGAAAGUACAAGAACAGCAUCAGACCCAACAGAGUAACAGGCUCUGGAUUUUGGAAGGCAACUGGAAUCGACAAGCCAAUACAUUCCCACAGAGGAGAAGGCCAUGACUGCAUUGGCCUAAAGAAAACAUUGGUUUACUACCGUGGAAGUGCAGGCAAAGGCAGCAAAACCGAUUGGAUGAUGCACGAGUUUCGCCUUCCUAAUCCUUCCAGUUUGAAUGAAUACAAGAACCGAAGCUCUAACACUAAGAAUAUGAAUACUGAUCCUCAACAAGAAGCUGAAAUAUGGACACUGUGUCGGAUAUUCAAGAGAAAUGUUUCCUACAAAAAGUACACCCCAGAUUGGAGAUAUCUAUCUGCAGCUAAACGUCAUCCAACGGACACCGUAAACUCCAAAAGUUUCACUACCGAUCAAAAAGAUCAUCUCGAUCAAUCUAACACUUACAUCAGCUUCGGUGCUUCAGACAUUUGCUACGAGGAGAAGAAGCCUGUUGUGAAUCAUACCAACAAUACUAACAACAUUAUUGAUGGAAGUCACCAGUUGCAUCCGCAUGCAGUAGGCCAGUUGAGCUCCAACAUGCAGCAGCCUGCUUCAACGCAUCCGUACAUGGAAACGUUCUCAAAUUUUUCGUUUCAAGAUCUUGAGGACGAUCUUUUGAAUGAAAAUUGGGAUGAGCUUAGAUCAGUCGUACAACAGCUUGCUUUUGAUCCGACGGCGUUUCUUGUGUAAAUGAAUUCAUAUAUAGUGCAGUGUGUAAGUGUACUAGUAGGAGUUCAUGUUUGGUUCAUUAGUGUUUUAACUUUUUUUUUCGUUGACCUUUUCACUCCUAGACAGUCUAAGACCAUUCAGUUCAUGUUAUGGUGGUUAUGUAUAUGGUUUUCUAAAUAAUUUUGUUGUUUCUUUGUCUA